Messenger RNA from Rosa chinensis, 732 nucleotides. RefSeq names its product cylicin-2-like. Lineage: Eukaryota; Viridiplantae; Streptophyta; Magnoliopsida; Rosales; Rosaceae. Bases 1 to 732 code for a protein of 243 amino acids. The transcript is spliced from 3 exons. The record is from RefSeq and is a predicted model, not a curated record.
AUGGAGGAAACGGAUCAGAAGCCGGGUAAUGCUUUAGUCUCUUUUGUUGGAAGAGGAUCUUCAGACAAGGGAGAUAAUUGGCCGAGGAGAUUUGAGGGGGAGGUUGUUCCAUCUGGAUCAGAUGACGCCUGUUAUUUUCCUCCCACUCACUCUUCUCUUCAGGGGGAGCAAUAUGGUUAUUUUGAAGAGACAGUGAGUGACGGUGGAAGUAGUACAAAGGACAAAGAAAAAAAAAAUGAAAAAGAAAGAGCAGAAAUAGAAGACAAAGAAAGAGAAGAAAAUGACAGAGCUGGGAAAGAAGGAAAAGAAAUAAAAGAAAAAGAAAGAGAAGCCACCGAAAGAGUUGGAAAAGACGGAAAAGAAAUAGAAGAAAAAGGAAGAGAAGGAAAAGAAGAAAACGAAAUAGCAGCUGAUGGAGGCGCUAAAAAGCUUGUUAACGGCGGCACCGAAGGAGAAACAAGGAACCCGACCAUCUCUGGUCGGCGGAGGCUGCCGGGAUUAGAGGAAGGGGACCGACGCGAACUGGAUGGCCAUGGUGCAACCAUCUCUGGUCGGAGUAGGCAGCCGGGAAUGGAGGAAGGGGACCGGCGCGAACUGGAUGGUGACGGUGAACUGAUUGGCAUCGGUGAUCUGGAGAAGGGGAAGGACAGCGACUGCAUCAGUGAUCUGGAGAUGGGGAAGGACAGUGACGUCGUUUCUUCUCAUGGGCAAAACGUUGUUUUGGAUAACUAA